AUGGCUGCUGUGACUGCGUGGCGCUGCUCCACUUUGCUUUUUAUCGGACUCUCCAUGAUCUUCUCUGCAGAUCUCGAGAGGAUGGAAGUUAAAGUUGGACAGAACAUCGUCCUGCCAUGUCAAGCUGUAGGUGACAUCCAAUAUGUAAAGUGGGAAAGAGUUAACCUGGGAGUUGACUGUGUACUCAAACACCGCCGUGGUGAAGUUUUUCCAGACAGUCUGCAUCCAUCUUUUGAGAACCGGGCGCAUCUGCAGGACAGACAGAUGAAGGAUGGAAAUCUGUCUUUGAUUAUAAGGGAAGUGAAGAUUAAUGACAUUGGAACAUAUGAGUGUAAUGUCAUGAGAUCAUUCGGGGGUAAUUCCACCAGAAAUAUCAUUGACCUUCAUGUUUCUGUUCCUCCAGUCUUCAAUUUCAUCACAGCUGAGUCUGGACAGGAUGUCAUUCUGCCAUGUCGAGCUCCAGACAGCAAUGUCAAAUACAUAGGUUGGACCAGAGAUGACCUGGGAUUUGACUCUGUGUAUCGUUAUGAGGAUGGACACUUUCGUCCAGUCAACCAGCAUCCAUCUUUUAAGAAUCGUGUGGAUCUGCAGGACAGACAGAUGAAGGAUGGAGACGUGUCUUUGAUUCUGAAGAAUGUGACGAGUAAUGAUGCUGGAACAUACCUAUGUAAAGUCAUCAUUAGCCGAGCACACCGGAGUGACCUCAUUAGCAGCAUCUACCUGGUUGUUGAUCCUCCAGGUCCACCAAAACCUCGCCCAGGGGAUGAAUGGAUGGUUUUUGGAGUGGGAUUUGCUCUCUCACUUUGUCUUGUGAUUGCUGUUGUUGGAUUUUGCACAUACACAUAUAGACUGUCCCGGGGGCCAAAUGCUAAUCGACCUCAUCAGACCCCACAGCAGUUGUAUGAUCUGAGGACAGGCUGUAGAUUAGAAACAUCCAAAGUUUGAUCUUCUGUGAGUGUUUCUGUAUUUUAAAUUUCAGGUUCAGCAACUGUUUGUAAACUCAUCUUAUUCUGUGAGUUAUGAACCACACAAAUUAGAAUUAUUGAGUUAUUACAGCAUAAUUACAUAAGCUCACUGACUCAACAACACCAACACUGUGCAACAAUAAGAGUGUAGAUGAAGCACUGUAUGUUAGAGACAAUCACUUAUCUGUCUCAGUGUUCAGGAUCCACUGAUCAGCUGCUGACAGAUGAUUGACUGAAUCUGGGAUUUGUACAUUUGAAAAUA
Oreochromis aureus is the source of this 1227-nucleotide messenger RNA. Its product is annotated as coxsackievirus and adenovirus receptor homolog. Bases 1 to 945 code for a protein of 314 amino acids. The record is from RefSeq and is a predicted model, not a curated record. The transcript is spliced from 4 exons. Gene Ontology annotation, biological process: cell surface receptor signaling pathway; cellular response to lipopolysaccharide; T cell costimulation. NCBI's taxonomy places the organism in Eukaryota, Metazoa, Chordata, Actinopteri, Cichliformes, Cichlidae. Gene Ontology annotation, cellular component: external side of plasma membrane.